This is a messenger RNA of Carlito syrichta (Philippine tarsier), 1034 nucleotides long. RefSeq names its product somatomedin-B and thrombospondin type-1 domain-containing protein-like. The transcript has 6 exons. NCBI's taxonomy places the organism in Eukaryota, Metazoa, Chordata, Mammalia, Primates, Tarsiidae. The coding region runs from base 1 to 702 and encodes 233 amino acids. The record is from RefSeq and is a predicted model, not a curated record.
AUGGUCCUUGCCACAACUCUGAGACUGCAGCUCGAAUCCAGGCAUAAGGAGUUGGGGUCCUGGCGAGUGACAGGCGGCGCCCCCCCAGAAGGGAAGAACGGAAGAGCAUUUUACAAGGGUUCUGUUCACAGAGCGGUCGCCUGCGCUGUGGCAGGAUGGAGCAGCUGGAGUCGCUGUGUCAAGCCCUGCCAGGUGUCCUACCGUGUUCGCCGGAGGCGUGUCCUACAGGAGCCAAGGAAUGGGGGUGUCCUCUGCCCCCCCCUGGAAGAGCGGGCUGGCUGUGUGGAGUACCAGAGCCUCCAGGGAGUGGAGUGCCAGCAGGCCCUGGUCCCUGCUCUGAUAACCACAGGCAGCUACGGGAAAGAACGGGAUAAGCGAGGUAUUCCCAAGAAGCAGGCAACAGUGGGGUACUGUGUCCAUUUCCGGUUGGGGUCUGUUCCAGAGAGCUGCGGGCAGGUGAGGGCACCCCAUGCCCAGUGGACAAGAUAUCUGGCCCAGGGACACACAGUCUGCGUGAGGUGUGAGUGGCCUGCCCAGGACGCCAGGAGCCGGCGCUGCUAUGGGGACGGCAGAGGGGCCAGAGGACACGGGAUGCAGCAGUGGCGAGCGGCCGGCCAGCCCCGGUGCCGAGGGACCUGGGAGAGGCUGGGGCAGCUCCAGGACUGUCCCUGCCCUGCAGUCCACAGCCUCGUUUUCAUCUAGCGUCCCUGUCCCCUCGCUGCCCCACCUCCCUCUUCCCAAAGCCUCCAGGGAUGGUGGGGAGGCCCGGCGAGGGGGGUCCCCCAAGCGGGGAGGAGGCGGCAAUUUGGGGACCGAAGGGGCAAGCCUUGUCAUCAUGUUGACACUGAAGAUAGCUGUAUGCUCCCGCUGGGUGUCGGCAGAGUUGCAGCCUUGUGACAUCUCCCUCUGCCAGUCAGGCUUCCGGGAUUUCAUCUCCUGAACACUCUCCAGGCCUCUGCCCUCUUCUUGAAGUCCAUUUUGCUUGUUAAAUGAACUCUCCACCUCCCUCCCUUUUUUAUUUAAAUAAAAUUUAA